GGAGAGGAACGGAAAAGACAAUGAAAAGCAAACGGAAGAAUCUGGAACAUGUUCUAGGAUGACUGCCCAAGUGUGUGUGUGUGUGUGUGUGUGUGUGCGCGCGCACGCGCAUGUGUGUUGUGUGGGGCAGCCUGCUACGUUCAUAAAGACACGUAUUCACUCAGCAAACAUCGAACAUGACGUAUUAACGUGAACAGACAUCGGAUACUUCGGUGAUUAAAACAACGUAAUAAGUUGUAAAGUUAAAGCAACAUCACCAUCGUAGGAUCCUGAUAUUCGUUCAGAACGUCUAUAACGGGCAUCACUAUCGUAACCACACACGAAACUACUAUAAGGUGCGUUUCAUCCACUCCCUUUGUCCCAAACCUCAAAACACUUAAACAAAGCAGCAGCAGUCGAUCCCGGAAGCAUCUGCAGAAAAUUUCUCAGAGUCCAGCUCUUAUAAUCUGCUUCUCGGAGCUUCAGAGGCAGACGUCAACCUCGGCAAUGACUCAUCUUCUGUUUUCCACCCUGCCAUAGAGAUGCUGUACAGUUCCUCAGAGUUCCUCAGUCUACUAGUGGAGCCUGACAGAGACAUCAGUCUACCACUGAACACACUCCUUUGUCUGCUGAAUAUGCUGGUCAAAGGCUGAUGGGUGUCGUCCAGGAUGGAGUCGAGUCUGUCAAGGGUCCCUGUCUCUGCUACUGUCACCAGACUCUGAAUGGAGCAGUGCGCCAUUUUGGACACGAUGGCACCAAAAGUGCGCUCCGAAUUAAACAUGUACCAAAGUGUACCAAGUUCUCACGUGUCCACGCACGCGGCAACGCAAUUACUACUAACGGAGUCUGGAGAUGUAGUGCACGAGCCCACACCUAGAACCCAACUGGAAGACAACCAGAAAACGGGCUUCAGUCGCGCGCACCGACUGCGGUCUCCUUUCCGUGCGCUCUCAGAUGACGUCCCUUCAGAACAUCACGUGUCCCUGGGACAGCCACGUGGAUUAACAAAACAGCACUUGCCCCCCUUUCCUUCCAUUCUCGAGCCCACGGUUUCAGGUUCCCCCUCACUCUUUCACUUUAACUGAUCCUAUAAGCGAGCACAUUAACCAAAAAAAGGAGCUUUCUCGCCUUUAAUCCCUGAGGAUUCAUUUGGGAGGCCAAGCAUGCGCACAAUCCGCUUUAUAAACACACUGAACUCAGACACACACCUCAGUCUCACUCUGAUGUAGGAACCUACAGCACCGUGCACAGCUUCUGGAUCACUGGCAGAAAUAUUAAAUAACUCUUUUCAUUUUAAUUUCCAAAGAAAUGAUGGCUUCAAAGAUGAAGGACCGCAAGAGAACGCCGGUGUCACACAAAGUGAUCGAGAAGAGGAGGAGAGAUCGCAUUAACCGCUGUCUAAAUGAACUCGGCAAAACCGUCCCCAUGGCCCUGGCCAAACAGAACUGUGGGAAGCUGGAGAAGGCAGAAAUUUUAGAGAUGACUGUACAAUACCUGCGCGCUCUGCACUCAGCCGACUUCCCUCGCGGGAGAGAAAAAGGAGAGCUCCUGAGCGAGUUCGCCAACUAUUUUCACUACGGCUACCACGAGUGCAUGAAGAACCUGGUGCACUACCUGACCACAGUGGAGCGAACAGAGACCAAAGACAACAAAAAUGCACGCAUCCUGGCCUUCCUGCAGUCCAAGGUGGUUUCAGAGCCCGUGUUCGGCUCACGCUACGAGUCCGCAUUCUCCUCGCCCGAGCCCGUAGACUUCCUGUGUCAGCUACGUUCUCCGCCAGAGUGCCACCAGAACCCGAGCGAACCGGUCUUCCAUCAGAGCCACAGUGGGCAUUUAUCCUGGCACGGCUCGGCACUCAGCUACCCACAGCAGCAUGGACUGGACCAUCACCAUUACAUGAACUUCAUGAGCCACUCCUUGCACACGACGCCACACGUCGCUUUGUAGAUUUCUGUUUUGUUUUGUUUUGUAUUGUAUUUGUGUUUAAUUUAUAUGUGCAAAUUUCAGAUGAAAUCUAGAUAUUCAAAUUUAAUAAACAUGUUUUUGUAAAAAAAAAAGAAAGAAAAAAAUAAUAAAAAUAUUAUAAUUCUAAUAAAAUGUCAUCACUUUUCUGAAUUUUGGGCUGUACAAUAAAGCAUUUGUAAUAAUAAACCUUACUGUAGCACAUCACAGCAGGUGACAUGAGCUGUAGAAAGUCUAAAUAAAUCCUCUAUAAAAAUUAAUAUACAAAAGUACAAGUAAAGUACAAAAUCAAAAUCAAAAGAAAUGAAUGGCUUAAAUUUGAAUUCCAGUCUGUACUUGAGUCUUUUUCACCAUGAAACAAAACAUGAGAUAAUUCACAGCAACUUUACUCCUAGUCUCUCAAAUGCUAGCGGGCGUGCUGAUAGCUAAUAAUAAUACAAAACUGUCAUCUGUCACAAAUAAAUAAAUACAUACAUACAUACAACCUUCUGACAUAAAACUGUAGUAUGUAGAAAAAGUAAAAAAAAAUUUCUUGUUCUAAAAUCCAGGAAGUAAAAACACAGACAUGAAACCAGACUGCCCGACUUCCUCCAUUGGAGAUGAAUAGCUAAAAGCUUCACUUUCUUGUUAGCCACAUAAUUCAGUAUCUCUUUACUGGUCUAAGACUCACAGACUGACAAUAAGCUUCUCUUCCCAGAGCAUUCUGCCAAAUACAAUGCACCCCCCCCCCCUUCUAUGACUUGGACUCUUCCACCUUUAUUUAAAUACAAUGUAAACAACAAAUUGGGUCAGUCAAUAACAGAUGGUAGAGGGAACAUUUAGUUAACUUCCUUUGUAUAUAAAUAUUUAUUCAUCCUGUCACUUUGAUGUCUUUCGAUACCUUUAAAUGUGAU
Molecule: messenger RNA, 2834 nt
Organism: Tachysurus fulvidraco (yellow catfish)
Lineage: Eukaryota; Metazoa; Chordata; Actinopteri; Siluriformes; Bagridae
Gene: helt
Product: helt bHLH transcription factor
Exons: 7
Coding region: 1288-1926 (212 amino acids)
Biological process (GO): regulation of neurogenesis; regulation of transcription by RNA polymerase II; anterior/posterior pattern specification
Cellular component (GO): nucleus
Molecular function (GO): DNA-binding transcription factor activity, RNA polymerase II-specific; protein dimerization activity; RNA polymerase II cis-regulatory region sequence-specific DNA binding
Source: RefSeq, a predicted model, not a curated record